AUGACUACUGAAGAAAUUAAGUUACAUCCAUUAAAUCAAAAAUGGUCUUUCUUCUCAAUUGCUAUCAGAGACAGGUAUUACGAUGAAAUGCUCUGCAAUAUUCCUAUCGAAAACGUUGAAGAUUUAUGGGAAAUUGUUAGAAAACUCCCAACACUUGAUAAAAUUUCAGGAUAUAAUAUAGCAUUUUUCAAAGAUCCAUUUAAGCCUCAUUAUGAUGAUAUUAAUACAAGAAUUUUCACGAUCAGACUUGAUAAUCGUGACCCAGAACUAUUUUACAAGUUAAUUGCAUUUUCUGUUGGUGGAGAAUUCGAUCAUAAAGUUGGAGAAGGUUUUAGAGGACUUUACAUCAUUGUUAAAGAUCGCACUAAGAUUAGCUACGCAUUUUGGUUUGAUCCAGCCAAAGUUGAAGAUGGAAAUAAGGUCAAGCAAUGCAUAUACGACGAAAUCGGAUUACAAAUGGAUAUUGAUAUUGAUAAAUUGAUAGACAAGAGCUACAUGACUCAAAAUAAAUAG
This is a messenger RNA of Trichomonas vaginalis G3, 513 nucleotides long. Its product is annotated as eIF4e-like family. The transcript has a single exon. Gene Ontology annotation, molecular function: RNA binding; translation initiation factor activity. The record is from RefSeq and is a predicted model, not a curated record. Bases 1 to 513 code for a protein of 170 amino acids. Gene Ontology annotation, biological process: translational initiation. NCBI's taxonomy places the organism in Eukaryota, Parabasalia, Trichomonadida, Trichomonadidae.